AGGGUAUGGAAUUUUAAACUAUGGAUCCAGGUUUACUCCGAGUAAACAGUGACUAGUUCCGUUCCCACGCUGGGAAUGCCAGCAACAGCAACCUUGGUCGUAGUGUGAGAAAAUGUCAUUCAGGAAAAUCGUCGAACACCUUCCGUUGAGGCGCAGCACACUCUCUUCCUUCCACCUCUUCACUUCCCCACUCUCCACCCAUUCCCUCCAACAGCAACAGCAACAGCAACAGCAACAGCAAGACCCUCACACCCUAAUGAAACAAGACCCAAUCCAAAUAUGCAGCUCUCUCUGGGUCAAAACCUUCUCCUCCCCCAAAACCACCUCCUUCCCCAACCUCACCGGCUUCCUCUCAAACUUCGACCUCUGGCUCUUCGCCUACCAACGCUCCUGCGCCCACGCCACCGGCACCUUCCCUCCGCGCAACGCCGUCCACGCCCCCCUCCUCCGCGACCUCCUCUCCCUCCGCAACGCCGUCCUCCGCGCCCGUUUCAUCUGGAACGACAAAACAAACCCUCUCCUCCGCGCCCCCAACGACACCGCCCUUUCCAAGCCCCUCUCCAAACGCAAACUCCAAAACAUUCUCCAAUCCAGCGAGCCCUGCUUCCAAGACCGCGUCGUUCAGGAGGUUCUCUUAAUGAUCCUCGAACCCGUCUUCGAACCACGCUUCUCCCCCAAAUCGCACGCGUUUCGACCCGGUCGAAACGCCCACACUGUUAUUCGCACCAUCCGGAGCAACUUCGCCGGUUACUUGUGGUUCCUCAAAGGGGAUUUGAGCGAGAUUUUGGACCGCGUGGAUCCAAACGUUGUAAUGAAUUCCCUCGAAAAGGGUACUAGGGAUAAGAAAAUUCUAGGGCUGAUAAAAUCUGCUCUUGAAGGACAGAAAUUGCGCGAGCGUGAUGUGUCACACAAGGAUGAUAAUAGUGAGGAGUUGAGGAGGCUUAAGAAGAGGAGAGCUACUAAAAAGAGGAUUUUGAAUGAGAAUGAACCCAAACCCGAUCCUUAUUGGUUGAGAACGUUCUUUAGUUUCGCCCCUGAGGAGGCUGCCAAAGUGCCUUGUUAUGGCCAUUGUGGGAUUUUGAGUCCUUUGCUUGCUAAUGUUUGUCUCGAUGAGUUGGACCAUUGGAUGGAGGAUUUGAUUGUGGAGUUUUUCAGGCCUUGUGAGUCUGAUUCCAUAUGGAAGUAUUCGAUUGACGACGGGUGUCAUAACCCUGCGUGGCCGGAGUUUGUGCCGUCGAGUGGGAGAGAAAAGACUAGGAAGAUGGAUUAUGUUAGGUAUGGGGGACAUUUUUUGAUUGGGAUCCGAGGGCCUAGGGAGGACGCGGUGGAGCUGAGGAAGAAGAUUGUUGCAUUUUGUGAGAGUGAGUUUCGGGUGAGGUUGGAUAAUUCCAAGCUGGAGAUUGAGCAUGUUACUAGGGGGAUACAGUUCUUGGACCAUGUAAUAUGCAGGAGGGUGAUACACCCUACCUUGCGUUACACGGGUUCUGGAGGUAACAUAGUGAGUGAAAAGGGUGUGGGGACUUUGCUUUCUGUUACUGCUUGCUUGCAGCAGUGCAUUCGCCAGUUUAGGCGGCUUCAGCUUGUGAAGGGUGAUAAGGACCCUGAGCCGCUUCCGUGUACUCCCAUGUUGUAUUCGGGUCAGGCUCAUACGAAUUCUCAAAUGAAUAAGUUCCUGGAGACCAUGGCUGAUUGGUAUAGGUACGCUGAUAAUCGCAAAAAGGUUGUUGGCUUUUGUGCCUAUGUUGUUCGCAGCUCGUUGGCUAAAUUGUAUGCUGCUAGGUAUAGGCUGAAGUCUCGUGCCAAGGUGUAUGGAAUAGCUUCACGAAAUCUUAGCCGGCCUCUGAGGGAGAGCAGCAACAGUUCUGCACCUGAAUAUUCGGAUCUUUUGAGGAUGGGGCUGGUUGAUGCAAUUGAAGGUGUUCAGUUUUCGCACAUGUCUCUGAUUCCUUCAUGUGAUUACAGUCCAUUCCCCAGGAACUGGAUUCCGGAUCACGAGAGGGUGUUGCAUGAGUAUAUAAAACUUGAAAAUCCCAAGUUUUUCUGUGAGUUGCUCAGAUCUGUUAAGAAAAAAGGUUUGACUCUGCCUCAAGAUGAAAUAUCUCAGAUGGUAUGGGACUACAAAACUCUUGGGGUUCGUUAUUUUCAAUCUAACAGGGAUAAAGAUAUAAAAUCUGAUCUGAAGGAAAUAAGUGAGAAAACUUGACACUGAUAUAAAGUUAGUGGAAUCUUCUCAAUAUCAAGGUUCUGCUUCCAAAUUGGUAUGAUCUUGUAACCAAAUGGUUAUGUGCAUUGUUAAGCCGUUUCUUAUGUUGAGCACUUGAGGGUGACCCUGUUUGCAGUGCACUGUGCAGGAUGCUUUAACUAUCUCAUUGCAGAUAGGUACCCAGAUUCCAAAAGAACAUGGAUUGGUGCAGUGUAUCCAAAUUUCAAAGAAGAAAGUCUAUGGGAC
Cajanus cajan (pigeon pea) is the source of this 2449-nucleotide messenger RNA. It is a transcript of the gene NMAT1, whose product is annotated as Intron maturase, type II family protein. Lineage: Eukaryota; Viridiplantae; Streptophyta; Magnoliopsida; Fabales; Fabaceae. The record is from RefSeq and is a predicted model, not a curated record. Gene Ontology annotation, biological process: mRNA processing.